AUGAACCAACGUCGUCCCUUGGACGCCCCUCUCGACGGCCCCGUCCACCAAAAGAAGCCCACCGGUCUUCUCACCCGCUUCGUCCCAGCCCGCCUCCAGCACUCUAAAGCCUAUUCGCUGUUUCUACGCCUUACGCGCGUGACACAGUUUCUCUCUUCUGUAAUCUCACUUGGUGUCUUCUCACAACGCCUCUUCAAGGUCUACCGUCUCGUCAACUCUAUUAAGACUCGCCGUGGCGUGAACGGGUCCUAUGGUGCCGUCGAAGGCAUUCUCGCCGCUGCCGUGCUUUACACCCUUAUCACGACCCUCCUCGGAUGCAUCAAGAAAAACUCCAGUCCCGGCACCAAGAGUUGGCUCCGCUGGCUUUGGGUCGUGCUCGACCUCUUAUUCGUGGGCGCCUUCAUCGCUGUAGCCGUUCUCACUUCGCCCAACGGCGGCAUGGCUGGCCCAAGACAAUGCUAUAAUGAGCGAAGUCUUCGAAAUGGCUCCAAUAGCACUUCCGGCGAGUACGCAAGCACCGAUGACACUUGCAACUUGCCUUGGGGCACUUUCCUUCUGGGUAUUCUGAGCACUCUCCUUCACGCAAUUACUGCUUCUUUCCACGAGGUUAGAGACCAUCACCGCAGAAAUAAGCUGAGUGCUGCCGAGGAGGAGAAGGCCUUGCACCGCGAACAAGUCGAGCCUGGACAUAACUACAACGCGCCUGGCCAUGUCGCCGCUGGACACAACGGAAAUGGACAUAAUGGGAUCCGCCAUGCUACUGCCGCGCCAGGAUCUGGUCAUGUCGGAGAUGGAUAUGCAAGUGAGAACGUUAACGGAUCCGUACCUAUGCAGUCCCCGGGCAAUGCUCGGUAUUAG
Messenger RNA from Colletotrichum destructivum, 858 nucleotides. RefSeq lists its product as uncharacterized. Bases 1 to 858 code for a protein of 285 amino acids. The record is from RefSeq and is a predicted model, not a curated record. Lineage: Eukaryota; Fungi; Ascomycota; Sordariomycetes; Glomerellales; Glomerellaceae. The transcript is spliced from 2 exons.